CGGAAGGUCAGAACGUAGAGGAUAAAUAGUCAUUACUUCGUCGCGGUUGUCCUCAUCCCGACGGCUUCGACUUCCGCCUCAUGCGUUAAUGGCCAUUUACUUCCACUGCUCCUUCCCUCACCAUUUUAUACGCUACUGGUAGUGCAUUCAGAAUUGUCUCCUCCACCUGGAGUCACACCGAAUCUUACCGGGAUGGGCACAGUGAACGGAGACUCUGCCGCUGGUCUCGUCGUGAGCUUCGGCGAGAUGCUGAUCGACUUCGUGCCCACCGUGUCCGGAGUGUCGCUGGCGGAGGCGACCGGGUUCCUGAAGGCACCCGGCGGCGCUCCCGCCAACGUGGCCAUAGCCGUGGCGCGGCUCGGUGGGCUCUGUGCCUUCGUCGGCAAGCUCGGCGACGACGAGUUCGGCCGCAUGCUGGCCGCCAUCCUGCGGGAGAACGGCGUCGACGACUCCGGCGUCACGUUCGACAACGGCGCACGCACCGCGCUGGCGUUCGUCACCCUCCGCGCCGACGGUGAGCGCGAGUUCAUGUUCUACCGCAACCCCAGCGCUGACAUGCUGCUCACCGAGGCCGAGCUCAACCUCGAUCUCAUCAGAAAGGCUGCAGUCUUUCACUACGGAUCUAUAAGUCUGAUCACGGAGCCCUGCAGGUCAGCUCACUUGAAGGCCAUGGAGGUAGCCAAGGAAACAGGGGCGCUGCUCUCCUACGAUCCCAACCUCCGGCUGCCUCUGUGGCCGUCGGCGGCGGAGGCCAGGAAGCAAAUCUUGAGCAUCUGGGACCAGGCCGACAUCAUCAAGGUCAGCGACGUCGAGCUAGAGUUCCUGACCGGCCAAGACUCGGUGGAAGAUGAAGUGGCCAUGCAACUCUGGCGCCCAACCCUCAAGCUCCUCUUGGUCACCCUCGGCGAGAAGGGAUGCAAGUACUACACCGAGGAUUUCCACGGAAUCGUCGACUCCUUCGCCGUCAAGCAGAUCGACACGACCGGGGCAGGUGACGCGUUUGUCGGUGCACUGCUGAGGAGGAUCGUCCAUGACCAGUCUGUUCUGCAGGACGAGAAGAGGCUGAGGGAGCUGCUGCGAUUUGCUAAUGCAUGUGGAGCAAUCACCACCACCAAGAAGGGAGCGAUCCCGUCGUUGCCGAAUGCGUCGGAGGCCAUGCAACUCCUCGAAAGCGCAUCAGACAUGCUUGCUUAGAUUUCCUUGUUCCACUUCCCUUUAAUAAGGACUGUCGCAACUUGAUUAGAAUCUAAGUUGUCCUUCAUGUGGUGUUUCUUCUAAUGUUGAUGCGCCAUUUUGUUCUUC
Musa acuminata AAA Group (dessert banana) is the source of this 1302-nucleotide messenger RNA. RefSeq names its product fructokinase-1. Gene Ontology annotation, molecular function: fructokinase activity. Gene Ontology annotation, cellular component: cytosol. NCBI's taxonomy places the organism in Eukaryota, Viridiplantae, Streptophyta, Magnoliopsida, Zingiberales, Musaceae. Gene Ontology annotation, biological process: fructose metabolic process. The transcript is spliced from 4 exons. The record is from RefSeq and is a predicted model, not a curated record. The coding region runs from base 193 to 1194 and encodes 333 amino acids.